Messenger RNA from Striga asiatica, 1260 nucleotides. Lineage: Eukaryota; Viridiplantae; Streptophyta; Magnoliopsida; Lamiales; Orobanchaceae. The record is from the annotation of a GenBank genome assembly.
AAGCCCAUUUACAAGGCCGGGACUCCGGCGGUGACCCACCAUGCUCGCGGCCAGUGUCCUCGUAGCUCCGCCGAUUCUCCUCCACACCGGAAAAUACACGGCAGUUAGGUCAAACGGGAGGCACAAUUUCAGAGUUUCUGCGGCUGAAUUUCCGGCAUUUCUUCCCAAGGAGGUGGAGAGUGUUAAGGAUCUAUUCGCCAGAAAGCUCGCUUCAAGAAUCGAGAGGUUGCCUGUCCAUCUAACUUUGUCCAAGACUUGCCUGAUGAGUAGCUGUGUGAAGCCAAAGACGCAGCUCGAUGCAAGCCCGCUAGUUCUUCUUCACGGUUUUGAUAGCUCGUGUUUAGAAUGGAGAUGUACACUUCCUUUGCUUGAAGAACAUGGCCUUGAAACUUGGGCUAUUGAUGUUCUUGGCUGGGGCUUCUCUGAUUUGGGCAAUGUGGAUUCAAAGCGUGAUCAUCUUUAUCAGUUUUGGAGUUCAUAUAUCAAACGCCCAAUGGUAUUAAUCGGACCUAGUCUCGGGGCAGCUAUCGCCAUUGACUUUGCAGUCAACUAUCCAGAAGCUGUGUAUCUCUUAAGGAGCUUACCUUUGCGUAUAUAUGCAACAUCACUGGCGUUCAAUGGUUCAUUACCCUGGGAAACCUGCUUGGAUUGGACAAAUAUUGGCCGCCUUCAUUGUUCAUUGCCUUGGUGGGCAGAUGCUACAGUUGAUUUUAUGAUAAGUGGAGGCUAUAGUGUCAGUACUCAAAUCGAGCAGGUAAAGCAGAAAACACUUAUCAUAUGGGGAGAAAAUGAUCAAAUUAUUGACUAUAAGCUUGCUGUAAGACUACAUAGUGAAUUACCGAAUGCAAUUUUGCGGCAAAUACAAGACUGCGGCCACAUUCCUCAUGUAGAGAAGCCAGAAGCUGUUUCCAAGCUGAUAGCGGAAUUUGUUAAAGCUGAAGAUAAAGUUAAUAAAUUGAGAAAAUUGCAAAUGCUAAAUUUUUCGAACGACUAAGGUCGGUUGUUGAAUGUUGAAUGUGUCUACUAUAUUUUCCGACAACUUUUUGACCCGAUUUUUUGUUCUUGUUGCUAAGAAUCUCUUGUACUUUGUACUAGUCUCAUCCUCCCGUCAUCGAUAGUUUGUGAUGGAAGUCGGUUUUGUAUUUCAACAUCAAGACUUGUAUUUCCUAUUAGCUUUGUAUGUGAGUAGUUGAUGUUGUGAACUCAUGAUCCAUGAAUGAAGCUCAUGUUUAGAAUGGUUGAUGUGGUUGUUUCCUUUUA